AUGGUCUUGCGGUGGUAUCAAGCUAAGCUCGCACAGCGACCUCUCCUGACUCAAGCAGUUACAACUGCUGUGCUGUUUGGAGCUGGCGAUGGCCUUGCGCAGCAAGCUGUUGAAAGGAAAGGAUUGCAGAAACAUGAUUUGCAACGCACAGCGCGAAUGGCUGCCUAUGGUGGUUUGGUUUUCGGCCCAGCUGCCACAAAGUGGUAUCAGUUCCUGCAGAAGAACGUGAAUCUUGGUAGCAAGACGACCACGACGAUCGCUCGAGUAGCAGCAGACCAAUUGGUUUUCGCUACGACAAAUAUGGCCAUCUUCUUAUCUACUAUGGCUUACCUCGAAGGUGAAUCUCCUAGGAAGAGGCUGGAAAAAGCAUAUCUACCUGGUCUCAAGGCCAAUUGGGCAAUAUGGCCAGCAGUACAGGGUGUUAAUUUCACGGUGGUGCCGCUUGAGCACAGGGUGUUGGUGGUCAAUAUCGUGAGCUUGGGCUGGAAUUGCUAUCUGUCCUAUCUGAACGCUGGCUCCGGUAGUUGA
Messenger RNA from Lithohypha guttulata, 528 nucleotides. It is a transcript of the gene SYM1, whose product is annotated as Protein required for ethanol metabolism. The record is from RefSeq and is a predicted model, not a curated record. NCBI's taxonomy places the organism in Eukaryota, Fungi, Ascomycota, Eurotiomycetes, Chaetothyriales, Trichomeriaceae. Gene Ontology annotation, cellular component: cytoplasm; mitochondrion; membrane. The transcript is spliced from 2 exons. Bases 1 to 528 code for a protein of 175 amino acids.